AUGGCGGAUUUUGAACAAACCACCAGCCGACCGUUAAUUUGGUUUAUUCGACAGGAACAAGCACAACAAACACGCGUUAGCUCAUCCGAGUCAGGUAUAUUUUGCCAUAUCUAAAAAUAUUAAUGCCAUAUGGUGUGAAUCGACUAUCACUAAAACAAUUUAAAACAGGAUUUAACAUAUUCAUCUUUAUUCAACAAUUGAGAAAAUUGUUUGAAUAGUCUGGUAUACCAGUAAAACAAUUCUUCAAUAAAUCAGUUCGACAACUCGUCAAACAGGUUGAAAUUUCUCUAGACAAAGAUUAAAAAUCGUCUUUAUAUACAGGUCUUUUAUAUAUCAGUACGCUCAAAGAUUCGAAAUGCAAUUGGAUCGACACAAAGACCAAAGACGUAAAAUGAAAUUCGUGAAAUUGGUGAGUAAAUUAGUUAACGUCUGAACGAACUCACAUAUUUAUGAGCAUAUUCCGGCGAUGUUUUGCGCCAGGGGUUUGUUUAUACGUAUACUUCCAUAACAAACGGGUGCGCCUUUCUAAAACUGUUUUAGAAUAAAAUGUUGUACAAAAUGAAUCGUUGUUUUAGAAUUCGUGGUGAACAUAAUAGUACAUUGAUUCACAUGAAUUUCAGAGUACUCAAUACCUUCGUAUAGCAGCAGCGGCCUCAACUACUGUUUUGUAGAUUUUGUAAUUCAGUUCAAUGUAUAUCUUGCCCGUUUUCUCACAGUAAAUCAAUUCUUAUUUCUUCAAAGCAAAAUUGCUUCAAAUCUUAUUGUAUAUGAAACGAUUUUCUAAAGAUACGUUUUUGAAAAUUGAAAUCUUGCUCAUCAUACUCCUGCAAAAAGCCAUAUUUUUGAGAUCAGUGAGGACGUCCACCGAUGACAUCGAUGAACCAUAGUCACGCGCCCGCGAUUUACUGAUGAACUUAAGACUUCGCUAAUGCUUUCCUUCCCCUGGCCUGGGUGUAAAUAGCCAGGCGGAUUUAGUGCCCUCGCCCCGUGCUUACGCCCGGAAAGCGCCGUUCGCUCGGGGAUAAUUUUCCAACUUCGUAAUUUAAGAUUUAUAUGAAAUUUGAUUUAGUUCAGUGACCUCAAUCUAUUUUUACUAUUAAAUUCUGAUUUUAGUGCAAAAUUCUGGCUGCCUUGUUGUCCAUGUACGUAUUAAUAUUCAACUACGAACUAUUGGACACAGUUUUUAUAAUGACAGAAAGACUGGGUAAGUUAAACUUUAAGAAAAUUAUACUUCUCUAUCAACUCUUGACUGUGUUCUCUUCAUGCAGAUAUCUAAUAAGGUCAUCUCUAAAUCCAGUCCAGAAUUUCUACAAGAUAAAACCAGUUCGCCUGGGAAAACUCUGUGGUUUUGGGUGCUUGGGAAAAAAUAUUUGUGUCAGUUUACAACGUAGAGGUUUAAAAGGGGUGUAUUACUAUAUUACUAUUAUUAUGAUAUAAGAGAAAGGUAUUUAUCGCUUCCUUGCAUAUAUUAAACCACCACUGGCAAACUGUUUGUCAGGUUGAGCUCGGUUUUCUGUCCUGCCGAAUACUACAAGACCAGUCAAAGUCUUUAUGGCAUAAUUAUGGCUCAUGUGCCCGGCGGUUGUUUGCACAUAGCCGCUUUAUUGUUUUAAUCAAAUUUUAAUAAUUAACAAGAAAAAGUAUUAAUUAAUAACUAUAUAACAUUUAGCACAGAAAAGGUGGGGGUAUUACUAACGCCCACUACACAUAACGUAUCUAUAUAAGUUCAACAUAUAGCGUCCAAAAACGGGGAGGAGGGUGGGUAAAUCUCUUCCAUCCAAUUUCUUGAUGUGAACUGCAGCCCUCGUGGAAUAGGAAAGGAAAGAUGCCCCGCUUCACCAUUGAUAAAUACCAAAAUUUCCAAUCACGUAACUAUACUUAAAUUAACUUGCGCGCGCAAAUUACUUAUUUCACAUAAUUAAUUUCAACUAUAAAUUAUUCCAGGAAGCAAUAAAAACUCUUAUCGCCGUGGCAAUAAGUUCCUUUAAGCAUGGUAAAGAUUCUCAUAUGAACGAUAAUGACAGUUUUAAAAUUUGCUGAUUAUCAUUUAAAAUAUGUUUUCUAGGUUUUCGUUUUCAAACGAAUCGAUUUGACAAACAAACUCGACAAACAAUUAAUUCGGAGCUACCUCUUGCAGAGAACAAAACAAGUCAUGUUCAAUACCUCGUAUAUGAACCCACUGAGUCGACAUCUCUUACUCAAGCAAUCGAAUCAGUUGACCCUACACAUGCAGUUUUCCCAACGUACGGCACUUACGAAGAGAUGCUUGAGGACGACACGCAUGAGUCAAACAACAGAAAGUUCCCAGAGUACUCCACGAGCCCUUAUCGAGGUCUCAGAAAACCGUUGCCAACGAAAGUGCUCAAAAAAUCACAAAACCCAAAAUGCCGACGAAGGCUUCUCACUUCCAGCGAUUGGGCAGACGUGGUUGAGCAUUUUGGCAAAUACGGGAGCAUGAAAGCUUGGCAGUGCAAUACUAAUAAUGCCAUUAAAAUAUGCACUGUAUCAGAAGACAAAACUUAUAAGAGAGAGGAAAUCAAAGUUUCCUGUGAAUCUAGCCCUUGUAAAGACAAAAGAAUUUCUCUUGGGCUCUUUAGAGACACAACUGGGGAAAUUAAAUGGCAGUUAGUUAGAAACUUAAAUCGCUUAAGUACACUUCUCAAAAAUCAUGUAAUGUCUUCGGAAUUUGCACCUGGUUUUGCAUUAUUAAAAUGUGAAGAUGGACAAGGUAUUCAAGUUCUAAGCUUCCCUAAAGUUUUGGAUCGCAUGGAAGCAGUACAAAAGCACGAAAAAAGAAGACGUUUUAAUAUCAAUAUUGUACUUGAAGAUUCCUUAUCACGUGCACAUUUUUACAGAACUCUUUUAAAAACUGCAUCAACUUUUAGAGAUAUUAUUUAUAACCAAUCAAUACCAUCAACUUUGCUGGAAUUUGAGAAAGUCCAAAGCUAUGUGCCGAACACAUAUAAUAGCCUUCAGAGACUGUUUACAGCUCAAAAAUACUGGAAGUCCAAGACGAACUGUGAUAAUUCUGUCAAGAAAUUUCUUCCGAAUGAUACCGAAUAUACUUGUACGUUUGGGUUUGAGGAAAUGUUCAGUCGGUAUAAAAAGGCUGGAUAUAGUACCCUACUUCAAGAAGACCAUUGUUGGUACGAUGAAUGGAGUUCAUUUCUUGAUCCACGGUACAGAUUAGCUCGUGUUAAAGACGAAAAAGCACGGCUGAGCAGAUGGAAAGAUUAUGUUGGAAUUUUGGAAAAAUCAGGACGCUGGAAAGAAGUUGAUGACUACGGUAUGUCAAUAUUAUCAUGCGAUGUUUAUAAAAACUAUAACAAGACGAAUCCGUUUAGCUCUAGAACUGUCCCAAACGUGUGCUUCGCAGGACGACAUUAUGGGUCCUUUAUUUUGGAGUAUGUGAAAAAGUACACAGAGCUUAACGAUAUUGCAGCACAGCCAUUUUUAGCUUAUACACAUUUGAUAACCUCACACGAUACUAAUGGAAGACGCAUAGUCAACGACGAUGAAAGUCUAGCAGAUUUGUUCCAUCAUGCAGCACAUUUACGCAACACUGUGACCAUAUUUAUAUCAGACCACGGAGGAAAAGCGACCGAUUUUGCAGCCUAUACAACACAAGGUCGGGAAGAGAUAAAUCAACCCUUAUUAUUCAUAAUCAUUCCACACGAAAUCAGCGAGUUCCUUGGUCCAGAAGUUAUGAAUGCUUUGGUGGUGAACCAGAAUCGAUUGGUAGGACUUGAAGACCUACAUUAUUCAUUGGUAUCAAUAUUAGACACGGAUCCAAAUAUUUGGGGUACUCAAACAGAGGACCCUCCAAAAAACCGGGUUCUUCACGCAGAUCCUAAUCGACAUCACAGAAACCCUAAUGUAGGGGUGAUACCAACGCGUCUGCGUGGGUUAUUUAAACCAGUGCCCUUAGAUCGAACAUGCGAGCAAAUGACCAUAAGAUGGGAUGUGUUAUGUUUGUGCGAGGGUAUGGAUACAACUGUGCCCAACGAUUCUGAGAUAGUCCAAUGGGCAGCUGAAUUUGCUUUGGGGACUUUGAAUAACAGAAUUCAAGAGCAGUAUACCACAGCUUUGAGGUCGAAGCCAGGAGCAGCGCUUACGUCAGGUUUCUAUGGUUACGGCGCAUGUCAGCGAUAUACAAGUACGGGAAUUACGCGUGCGAGGCGACUAAUUGCCGGCUCAGACCAAAAGUUAAUUUUCAGUUUAUUGGUGAAGCCUUUCAAUACAAAAACUGUGGAAAUUUUUGACUUCGAAGUGUCGUUCCCUAUGAAAGAAAAUGUGAACGGUAUAACGUUAAAUAACCUGGUUCGUAUUAGCCAAUUUAAUAAAUACGAGAAAUGCACGGAUGAAGGUGUCGACCCUAAGCUAUGCGCAUGUCAUGCCGAUCAACGAAACAACACACUAUGGAGGAAUGCGUUCUACUUAAAAACAGCCUCACAAGAGAAUUUCAAGCUUAAACCGCGAAGGCAGAUAUUAGAUCAGCCAUGUUUAACGAUCAUAUCUCGCGUUCGAAGGCGUGGUGCCAAAGCGAAUUGGAGGAGUGUGAUUAAGACCUACGAAGCAGUCAACGCAUGCGCAGAUGUCAUGUAUAAACUUAUUAUUGCUUUCAAAAUGACGCAGAAUACGCGAGUCUCGCUCAAAUAUCCUGAAUCCGUGACCCUACUGCCUAGAACAGUGACGUUUCUAUUGACUGCUAAUAAUUACAGGAGAUUUGAAUUGUUUAUUCCAACAUUUAAGUUCAAGAAGAGUAGAUGGAGAAACUAA
Messenger RNA from Paramuricea clavata, 4779 nucleotides. The record is from the annotation of a GenBank genome assembly. NCBI's taxonomy places the organism in Eukaryota, Metazoa, Cnidaria, Anthozoa, Malacalcyonacea, Plexauridae.